ACACGUAAUAUUAUAGAAACACAAUAAUCUGAACAAUAAGAUAAACGAUUUUGCAGUUGAAAUAUUAAAAAUAAAUAUUUGGAUAACACUUUACACUGGUAGACUCUAAAUUCUAUAUGAUGGAUACUCUGGUUGUUGUAUCCGUGGCUCUUGCUGCGGGCUUCUUCUAUUUGCAGUUGGAGAGACGGAUGCAUGAGAUUCAACUGGAGUACAGACAAGAGGUGAACACUAUGAAACUUAAGCACGGCAGUGAAAUCCACGACAUGCAGUUGAAGUUGCUUGAUUUCUACAAAAUAGAAGCAAAUCGAAAACUGUCGGAUCUUCAAAGGACUCUUGAAGGAAAGAUAAAAUUGUUGGAUGAAACUUUGUCAAAUUGUAGUAAGGAUAUUUUGACCCGCUUAGAGAUUGUAGAGAGAAAUAUAGGAACACCAACUGCAUUCUACUCCAGAUUGAGUCAAGAUUAUCAGAAUUCACAACCAGGAACAAUUUUGAAAUUUGAUGACGCCAUAUUAAACAUAGGAAAUAGAUACAACUCUCUCAAUGGCAAAUUUCUUGCAGCAGAACACGGAAUGUAUUUUUUCACAUGGAGUUGUCUUACAAAAACUGGAGGUAAUAUUUAUAUUGGGGCAUAUGUAAAUGGCCAACAGGUCGUGGAUACAUGCACAUAUUCCGAUGGAAACCGUGUGUCGGAGUAUAACAUACAAUACUCUAACAACAACGCUAUUUCGAGUUCAGGUACAUUUGUGAUGGAAUUGAAGAAAAAUGAUGAAGUGUGGUUACAAGUGUAUCAUCGGGAAGCGGAGUUCUUGCAUUCCAAAUAUACUUACUUCACGGGACACAAAGUUUUAUCACUGCCUUGAAUAUACCUGUAUGGAUGUGAUAUCGGCUGACCCAUAUCUUACACACACUAACAUACCAUCGGUUAUCUAGAAAAUUAUGUCGUAUGAGAACUUAUCAGUGAAUAUUAAAAAGAUUGGAGUCGCUCAAAACAUCAUUUGAAUGUCUAUACGAUAAAGUAUAUUUUUUGGGAAAAAUCUCUUCCUUACUUGUCCAGUUUUAUUUGAUUUAUUCAUUUGUUUGCUAUUUAUGUAAAACUCAAACAAAAAAUUCGAUUCAUGGAUAAAUUGAUACAUAAUU
This is a messenger RNA of Saccostrea cuccullata (small rock oyster), 1137 nucleotides long. RefSeq names its product C1q-related factor-like. Bases 117 to 860 code for a protein of 247 amino acids. The transcript has 2 exons. Gene Ontology annotation, molecular function: protein binding. Lineage: Eukaryota; Metazoa; Mollusca; Bivalvia; Ostreida; Ostreidae. The record is from RefSeq and is a predicted model, not a curated record.